UCGGUCCAGCAGUUCGUGUUCUGCACACGCAACGUAGCUGCGGUGUGCCGUUCAGUCACGAUGAAACCGUCCAAAAUGAUCGGCGGCGACUAUUCACUGGAGCUGAAUAACAUAUACCACACGGGCCAGGUGGAGCCGGCCUCGUGCUUCCAAAAGCUCUUCGGAUCGGUCCAGACCGGACUCAUACUCAAGGACAUCACGCUGGAAGUUCGGGCCGGCGAGGUGAUGGCCAUCCUGGGAUCGAAAGGUAGCGGUAAAAGAGCACUUUUAGAAGUUAUUGCCAGACGGAGUAAGGGACUUUCUCGUGGACAGAUCCUUUUAGAUGGCCGACCUCUUACACAAGCGAUGUUUAACCAAUGCUGCGCUUAUGUCGGUCACCGAGCGGACCUUGUUCCAUCAUUAUCUGUUCAGCAAACACUACACUACGCAGCUAACUUGUCUAUAGGCUCACAAAUCAGUGGCUAUGUUAAAGAUUCUAGGGUCAGACAAGUGUUAGCUGACUUGGCUCUUAGUCAAGUGGCCAGACAUAGUGUAGAAGCGUUGACCGAAGGCGAGUACAGAAGACUAGUGAUCGGAACUCAAUUAGUUAAAGAUCCAGUAUUACUACUAUUGGACGAACCAACUGCCGGAUUAGAUCCACUGACCACUUAUUUAGUAGUAUCUAUGGUCAGUAGCCACGCUAAACGCAGAGGUCGAGCUGUGAUACUCACUAUGGAAAAACCACGUUCAGAUGUUUUUCCAUUUCUUGAACGUGUUGCUUACUUGUGUUUGGGGGACUUGGUAUACGCAGGUCCGACUAGAAUGAUGUUGGACUAUUUCCGAGCAGUUGGAUUUCCGUGUCCAGAAAUGGAAAAUCCUCUCAUGUAUUAUCUGUGUUUGUCUACGGUCGAUCGGCGGUCACGCGAAAGAUUCGUCGAGUCCAAUGCACAAAUCGUGGCUCUGGUGGAAAAGUUCAAAAUGGAAGGGGCGCCCUACAGAAAAUCUUCAGCAAUGUCCGUGCUUCUCGGGUCACCGACUGGCGACCACCAGUCCAAUUCGCAUCCAUACCCGUACUCUGCCCAAGAGUCUUCGAUCACACAAAUUGGCAUGACUCUAUACCAACGUCAAUUCGCGUCCACUUUCGGAUGUUCCUGGCAAGCUCUUUUCUAUCUCACUGCACGACUCAUUGCUCUGCCCGUCGCAUUCUUGUUGAUCUGGAUGUUUUAUCGCGACAUCAAGGACUAUCAGACGACGUUCAUAUCCCGGAGUGGUCUGCUGUUGACGUGCAUAACUACGACGUAUUUGACAUCGAUAUUCACCACGGUAUACACGUUCGCUCCGCACAGGACUAGAUACUACCAGGAAAACCAAGACGGCACGUACAACGGACCACUUUUCCUCAUAAGUUACUUUACUUUCUCGCUGCCGCUCGCUUUUCUCACCGUGGCCGGAUCGUCGGCAAUACUGUAUCAGUUGAUGAAGUUUAACAGCUGGACGGAGCUGAGUUUGUUUGCUGCCGUGCUGCUAAGCUGCUACUUAUUCGCCGAACAACUGGUCGUCGCGGUGAUGGCCAUCUCGAAGAACAUGUACAACACCAGUGUGUUUUGCAUUUACGUCGUCAGCGUGAUGAUCGUAUUGGGUAGCGGAAUGUUGAGAUCGUACCGUGGCAUGUCGGACUGGUUGUCUUGGAUCACGUAUGCCACGCAGACCAGGUACGCGGGCGCUUACCUGACGGCCCAGGCGUUCGACGGUCGCCGGCAGUACGUGGGGCUGCCGCAGAGCCCCCGGCAGAACUGCACCAUACCCGCGGCGGACGCGUUCGUGUGCCGGUACCCGGACGGCGACUCGUACGUGAACGAGAGGUACCCGCCGUCGGUGGCCGACCCGCAGAUCAACCUGGUGGCCAGUUUCGUGUUUCCGGUGGCCGCGAUGGUGUUCAACGUGCUGCUGUACGUGGCCCCGCUGCCGUCCUACAUCAAGGCCAAGUUCAGGGAGUAAAGUUGUACGCUUGCAACACCAGCGGCGAGGCGUCACGAAGGGUCCAUGUAGCGGAGGCGUUUCGAUAUUCCUUAGGUUUCGUCGGAACCACGUUCCAAUGUCCACGCGAAAACGUUUUCGAAAAAUAAUAAUAACAAUAACAAUAAUUAUAUAUUACAAACCCCGCGAAACGAUAACGUUUUUAACAGAUCCACGAUGGAAAGAACCAGAUAAAUCGUACUUUAAGUAAUAACUGACUACUACUAAGUGUUCAUCAUUAUUUUGUUACGGUUUCCCGUUUUGAGUACAUUAUAUAUAAACGAGUAAAUUUAUUCAGAAGUUUCAACAAGAACCUACCUCAGAUUUUCACCGUUUCCUCCGCAUCUCUUCUACGCAUACAAUGUACAUAAUAUAUUCACAUCCGAUAAUAUCAUUGAUCUCAGAAAAAGAAAACGUUUACAUCAUAAUGUGUUCGAUCAAUACUAGAAUACAUUUCCUGAAGUACCACAACUGUGGUGCUCAUUGAAGUAUUGGUACGAAAAUAUUUAAAUUAAACCAUACACUGCGCUCAAGAUGUUCAUAUGAACGAGACUUAUUACGUAAACCGUUUAACUGAAAUGUAAUUUAUUUGAUACAGAUGAUUUUAUAUUUUAUGUUUAUUAUUGAUUCUGUUACAUUCUUUACAGAAUUGAUCCUGUUUUGUUACAUUUGUGCUUGUUAGGCAAUUAAAUACAACUAUUUAUACAUUAUUUAA
Messenger RNA from Sipha flava (yellow sugarcane aphid), 2710 nucleotides. RefSeq names its product ATP-binding cassette sub-family G member 5. The transcript is spliced from 9 exons. Lineage: Eukaryota; Metazoa; Arthropoda; Insecta; Hemiptera; Aphididae. The record is from RefSeq and is a predicted model, not a curated record. Gene Ontology annotation, molecular function: ABC-type transporter activity; ATP binding; ATP hydrolysis activity. Bases 61 to 1977 code for a protein of 638 amino acids. Gene Ontology annotation, cellular component: plasma membrane.